UUUUAAAAAAUAUGGAUAAUUUAAACGACACUCAGGUCUCAAAAAUAAUAGAAACAUUAAUGUAAAUAUCAGAGAAUCAUAUUCAAAGUAUAUAAUGUAAUUUGUGAUCAAGGUGAAUAAAAUGAAGGUAUUCUAAGAAGGAUUAAUGAAAAUCAUAUUUAAGACAAAAUAUAACAUGGUAACUGAUUAUUUCUUAAUAUUUAAGAAUACUUAGAUUUGGAUGGGAAGACAAAUGAUUUGUUACAGCAAACCUAGUAUUAUUAUCAUGAAGGUAGGAUUUUUUAAAAAUUAAAAGGUGUUGCUUUAUUUCAAUAAAAUAAAUAUCAGGAGGCCAUAGAAUAUUUUAACAAAGCCAUUGAUUUAUUGCCAAAUAAUUGGGAAUAUCAUCAUCAAAAAGGUAAAUUAAGUAUUUCAAUAUCUGAAAGGUUUAGCCCUAUUUUUAUUAAACAACAAUUUGGAAGCAAUAAAUUGUUUUGAUAGAGCAAUAAAAAUAAAUCCAUCUGAUAGUUAUUCUUAUUUUUACAAAGGUAAAUAAUUUAUAUUAUGUUUAGGCCUAUUAUUAAAUAAAUUAGAAAGAUAUGAGGAAGCAAUAUCAUAUUUUAAUGUGGUGAUAAUAAUUGAAAAAUUUGACCCCUUAGCUGUUUAUAACAAAGGUAAAAAUAAAUAUAUUAAAAUUUAUUUAGGCUUAUCUCUAUAUUAAUUAAAAAGAUACUAAGAAGCAAUAAUGUGUUUUGAUUAAGCUAUGCUGCAAAAAGAUUGCAAAGCUAUUUUAUAAAAGGGUAUAUCAUAUUAAUAAUUAUUUAGGAAAAGCUUUAAUGUAAAUGAAUAGACUUCUGGAAGCUGUAACAUGUUUUAACAAAGUUAUUGAAAAGGAACCAUAAAAUAUCUUACCUUAAAAUCUAAAAGGUGUAGCUUUAAAUCGAUUAAAUUAAUAUAAAGAAGCUUUAAAUUGUUUUAACUAAGCUAUUCAAUUGAACCCAAAGAUAAGCUUUUUACAUUGCAAUAAAGGAGUUUGUAUAAAUUUUCUUUUAGAUCUAGCUCUAAUUGGCUUAAACUAAAAUGGGAAAGCGCUAGCAUGUUUAGAGUAAGCUAUUGCAAUCAAUUAAAAUAAUGAUUAUGCCUACUAUUAAAAAGGUAAGGAAAUUUUUGAAUAAUUAUUUUUAGGCCUAGUAUUAAUCAAAUUAAAUAAAUUAUUAAAAGCUAUGGAAUGUUUUGAUAAAUGUGUAAUCAUCAAUCCAAAAAAUUCUUAAGCCUAUAAUUAAAAGGGUAAAUUAAUGUUUAAAAUUUCUUAUUAGGAUUAACAUUAGUAAAUUUGAAUAGAAAUGCUGAUGCAAUCUAAUUCUUUUAAAAAGCAUAAUCCAUCGAACCAAAAAUCAUGUAUAUGAGAAACUUAGGUAAGUUAUUUGAAAAUAAUUUAGCUAAUUCUUUACUUUUUUGUGGAAGAAAAGCUGAAAGCAAAUAUUGGUUGAAAAUUGCUAGAUAAAAUAUUGAUAUUAUAAAAUAAACUUUUUGA
Molecule: messenger RNA, 1513 nt
Organism: Paramecium sonneborni
Lineage: Eukaryota; Ciliophora; Oligohymenophorea; Peniculida; Parameciidae
Source: the annotation of a GenBank genome assembly